CCACUGCUAGUCCGCCCGCGGUGUCCUCCUCUGCGCUCUCGGAGGCGCACCAGCCCCCUCAGCCUCCCGCGCCUCUGCUGGCACACCGCUCGCCACUGCCUCGGGCUGCUGGGCGCUGGACAGGGGCCGAGGGCCAUGGCAGCAUCUGCACGCUGCUUCUCCCCAGCGCUUCUCCUCUGGAUCCUGGUCCUCUCGGAGCCAAGCUUCACCCAUGCUCUGGAGUCCGCCCCUAAGGAAAGCAACGUCCCAGAGAAUAACAUCAACCGGCAGAGUCCGGAGCUGUGGCAGCCCCGGGCCCGGCACACGCGCAAGCAUGGACUGAACAAGAAGGGCAGGGGCCACGUGCCAGAUCGGGCCGGCGCCGGCCUGCCGGGGAUGCUCCCGGGUGGAGCCGAGAUGCGGGUGGUCCGGGGUCCCGCUGGCCUGAUGCAGGAUAAAGAUGUGUUUCUGGGCUUUGAGUUCCCGUACCCCGAGAGGGACAAUCAGUUUGAAAGAGGGAGGAAGCAUCCCAGAGAGCACAAGAGACGGAGGGACAGAGGGAAGCAACAUCGAGGCAGAAGUCUGGAUCCAAAGCCCAGCUCUUUGAUCAAGAAGGUGGAACUCUCUGAAGACCUGCCCCCCCACACCCCAAUGGAGGAAUCAUCCACCAGCCUGGCCCCCACCAUCCUGUUCUUGACCACCUUUGAGACAGCAGCAUCCACGGAAGAAUCACCAGUCCUGCCUGUUACAUCCCCUCUGCCCCUGGCUCGGAUCAGGCCUGAUGGAGAUGUGAUGCCGACCCUGGACAUGGCUUUGUUUGAUUGGACUGAUUAUGAAGACCUAAAACCUGACAUGUGGCCCUCUGCUAAGAAGAAAGAGAAACCUCAGAGUAAGAUCCCAGGCUACGGCAACGAAACCUCCUCGACCAGAGAGGAACCUUGUGAUCACCACCUUGAUUGUCUCCCAGGGUCUUGCUGUGACUUACGGGAACAUAUCUGCAAACCCCACAACCGAGGCCUUAAUAACAAAUGUUUUGAUGACUGCAUGUGCAUGGAAGGGCUCCGUUGCUAUGCCAAAUUUCACCGGAACCGAAGAGUCACCAGAAGGAAAGGAAGAUGUGUGGAACCAGAGUCCAUUAAUGGGGACCAAGGAUCAUUCAUUAAUGUUUAGAGUACCUGGGUGAUGGCCCAGUUUCCCCAUCCCUGUGGACCAUGCCCUGGAAGGUUGGGGAAAGGGGCAAAUUAUUCAUAACCAGCAAUGGGGAAAACAAAAGAGUGGACCAGAUGGUUGUGGAGGUUCUGAACCUGGAUAUCCAGUCCCAACUAUGAAAAGAGGAUGAGAAAGUGGGAUUUGAGACCCACUGGGCUUAAUGAAGCAUUGAACUGCUGGAUGGCACCAACACAGCCAACCCACUCUCCCUUCAUUCUCUCUCAGCCUUUUACAAUGGAUGCUAAUGCUAAGAGUGACCUCUACUGUCACCAAGAGACACUGCACCACCAUGAUAAAAGUCAACAUGAACCAUUGGCAAUGAUAUCUGCAGGAGAGGAAGAGACGACCCAUCAGUUAGCUUCCCUCUUCUAAGCAAGAUCAUCAUUUAGCACCAACUUGGGGUGGGGGUGGAGAGGAAAUGUUGAACAUGUAUUUACUCUUUGUGUUUUUCUGCUUCUUUGGUGGGAGAGAGGUAGACAUAUGCCUCAGUAAAGUCUAUGGCUGGGUUAGGUAAUAGGGUCUUCUGACCACCCUCCUUCUCUAAUCACAGUGUUCCCUCAUCAAAAGCACUCAGUAUGGGCAGCUAGAUGGUGCAGUGGAUAGAACACCAGCCCUGGAGUCAGGAGUACCUGAGUUCAAAUCUGGCCUCAGACACUUAACACUUACUAGCUGUGUGACCCUGGACAAGUCACUUAACCCCAACUGCCUCACUUUAAAAAAAAAAAAAGCACUCAGUAAGUGCCUGUUUGUCUGUACAGAGUCAUUAGGGAAGACCUGGUCCCUGCCCUCCAGGAACUUUCUGCUUAAAUGCCAAUAGCUUUUAGUGGAUAUUCAGUGAACCCAUGAGGUCUUUCAGGUACAAAUAUGAUGCUACUGACUCAGCAUCACUGGUGAGUAUGUCUUUUUGAGUUCAUUUUUCUUCUAAUUUUUCGUUAAAUAUGCCCUAUUCUGUCCACAGUCACUUGUCCAAUCAUUAUAACUAAAGGCACAUAUUUGUGAGACAGUUAGUUGACGGGGAGUCACCACCAUAGAACAGAGCAAAGCUAAAUGGGUAGCCAGGGACAUCAAGUCCAUGUUAGUCCAUAGUUCUUGGUCCCCUGUAUGGACAACAUCAGUAGAAUCCAACAAAAUCUACCUACGUGAUUCUCAGUCUUGCCUAGAAAUCUGAAUUAGGAAGCAUCAGAUCCAUAAGGAUCCUCUAGACUUUUCCUUCUUCUAGACCUAAGGGAAGUCCACAUCUAAUCACCCUUAAUAUGAGGAAGCUUUUUCUAAAACUAAACUAAGUCUGUCUCGAUGUAAUGGAAGCCUAUUUCCUCUGGCCCAACCCUCUCUUGAGAUAGAGGCUACCCCAAUGCUCCUCUAAGACUCAUCCUUCACUUACUUGAGGACAAUCACUAACUCCUGAAUAAGGCGGGUGAUAAUCCUGUUGUCUUCUGCUCUGAUUAGACGUCUGAAGCAUCGUGUUCCUUUCCAAGCAACAUGUUUUAAGAAGGGCAUCGGGGCAGCUAGAUGGUGUAGUGGAUAGAGCACCAGCCCUGGAGUCAGGAGUACCUGAGUUCAAAUCCAGCCUCAGACACUUGACACUUACUAGUUGUGUGACCCUGGGCAAGUCACUUAACCCCAAUUGCCUCACUAAAAAAAAAAAAAAAGAAGGGCAUCGACAAAAUGAAGAAUGUCCAAUAGAUGAUCAAGUCUUACAUGGAUUGGUUCAAGAAACUGAGGGUGUUUAGUUUAGAGAAGGGAAGACUUGGAACAGGGGUUCUUAACGUUUUUCUAUGUCCUAUGCCAUCCUAUACCUAUACUUAGGCCAUCUGCUGAGGCCUGUGGACCCCUUCUCAGAGUCAUCGUUUUAGAUGCAUAAAAGAAAACACAGAGAAUUACAAAGUCAAUUAUAUUGAAAUGCAAGUACAUAUGUGUAUGUACAUGUAUGUGUGUACACACACACAUACAUACAUAUGUAUACACACAUAUAUGUGUAUAUAUACAGACACACACACAGACAUUUUUUAAAGCAAGUUCUCCAACCCAGGAAGCCCAGACUUAGAGGGAACAUGAAAGUAUUAUAUGGGAGAGGGAUUGGAUUUUUCCUCUUUGGCCCCAGAGGGGAGACCUAACGGGUGGAAGUUACAUAGCGGUAGCUUUAGACUCAGGGAAAAGCCAAACUUCCUAACAAUUGUAUCUGUCCUAGAGUGACAUAGGCUGUCCUUGGGGGACUACUUCAAAGGGAGGAGGUUAGCCCGUGAUGCCAUAGGAGGGAUUUCUGAUCAGGUGAAAGUUCUCUUCUGGCUCUGGGAUCCCAUAACUUCUUCAACUUCUCUUCUUCUUCUUCUUCUUCUUCUUCUUCUUCUUCUUCUUCUUCUUCUUCUUCUUCUUCUUCUUC
This is a messenger RNA of Dromiciops gliroides (monito del monte), 3568 nucleotides long. RefSeq names its product dorsal inhibitory axon guidance protein (gene DRAXIN). The transcript is spliced from 7 exons. Bases 136 to 1149 code for a protein of 337 amino acids. Gene Ontology annotation, biological process: Wnt signaling pathway; axon guidance. Gene Ontology annotation, cellular component: extracellular region. Lineage: Eukaryota; Metazoa; Chordata; Mammalia; Microbiotheria; Microbiotheriidae. The record is from RefSeq and is a predicted model, not a curated record.